This is a messenger RNA of Tetrapisispora phaffii CBS 4417, 1095 nucleotides long. RefSeq names its product malate dehydrogenase MDH3 (gene MDH3). The record is from RefSeq and is a predicted model, not a curated record. Gene Ontology annotation, molecular function: L-malate dehydrogenase (NAD+) activity. The transcript has a single exon. Gene Ontology annotation, biological process: tricarboxylic acid cycle; malate metabolic process. Lineage: Eukaryota; Fungi; Ascomycota; Saccharomycetes; Saccharomycetales; Saccharomycetaceae. Bases 1 to 1095 code for a protein of 364 amino acids. Gene Ontology annotation, cellular component: cytoplasm; mitochondrion.
AUGGUAAAAGUUUGUGUUUUAGGUGCUUCUGGUGGUAUUGGACAACCAUUAUCCUUGUUAUUGAAAUUAAGUCCAUACGUCUCCACCUUAGCAUUAUAUGAUAUUAAUGAUAUUACUAAAGGCAUUUCGAAAGAUUUAGAUCACAUCAAUACGAACUCAAAUUGCUCUGGUGCGAAUGCAGACAUUGCAAAUAUUUUAAAAGAUGCUAAUAUUGUUAUCAUCACUGCGGGCAUUCCUAGAAAACCAGGGAUGACAAGAGAUGAUUUAUUUAAGAUCAAUGCUAAAAUUGUGAAAAAUUUAACAAUUGAAUACGGCAAAUAUUGUUCUGCAAAUACAAAAUUAUUAAUUAUUUCCAACCCAGUGAAUUCACUAAUCCCUGUAGUAUGCGAAACGUUGAAAUUAAUGGGCAAAUUUAAUUCUAGACUAGUGAUGGGUAUUACAAUGCUAGAUUUAAUCAGAGCCAAUACUUUUUUGGCAAAUCUCUUGAACGAAAACAAAAGUAAAAAGAAGAACGCAAUAGUGAAUUCCAAACAGUAUAAUAAACAAUUAAAUAAUAAUAAUAUUAUGGUAAUUGGCGGACAUUCAGGAACUACUAUCGUACCUUUAUUAAUUAAUAAAACACUACUAUAUAACGAAAAAGAAAUCAAAGAAUUAGUUCAUCAAAUUCAAUUUGGUGGCGAUGAAAUUGUUAAAGCUAAGAAUGGUAAAGGCUCAGCCACAUUAUCAAUGGCUUUUGCUGGAUAUUUUUUCACAAAUGAAAUAUUAAAGACAAUUAAUUUUGAUAAUGAGGAAUCAAUAUAUUCAAACGAAAAUAAUUUACCAUGUUAUGUUUAUUUACCUGAUUUACCAAAUGGUAAAUUUCUACAGGAUAAAUUAAAAGAAAUAACACAAAACAGUGAAUUAAAUAUAGAAUAUUUUGCAAUUCCAGUCAAAUUAAAUAGAAAAUCUGGUGAUAUUAAUUCAAUUGAUUUAAGUUGUAUAUUAAAAAAUACAUUAUCCCCAAAUGAGAAAGAAAUGAUUAAAGUUGCAUGUGAAGCUUUAACCAAAGAUAUCAAAACAGGAGAAGAUUAUAUCAAAAAUAACUCAAAAUUAUAA